Molecule: messenger RNA, 1262 nt
Organism: Tachyglossus aculeatus (Australian echidna)
Lineage: Eukaryota; Metazoa; Chordata; Mammalia; Monotremata; Tachyglossidae
Product: translation initiation factor IF-2-like
Exons: 6
Coding region: 1-1083 (360 amino acids)
Source: RefSeq, a predicted model, not a curated record
AUGGAGGACAAGGUGCGGGUCAUCCGGGAGGUCGAGAGGGGCAAGAAGAAGUCGGCCGAGGGCCGCCAGUUCAACGUGCGGGUGUCCCCCCUCUACACCAUCGAUGUGGCCAAGUGGGUCAGGCAGCAGAGGGUGGCCACCCGGCCCGUCAGCCGGGCGCUGUUCGUGGAGAAGGCGGCCCCUACAUCGUCUGACUGCGCAGGCUGCCAUUCCCAGCGGAACCCAAGCGGCCGAAGGACCAUCGCUGAGCAAGUGCCACCAAAACGCCCGCUGGGUCCUUUAAGGGGCCGCCCAUCGCAGGGAUCCGCUCCCGCCCUCGCCCCCCCGGCGACUCCCCGAAGCCGAGGUUGCUCCCCUGCACCGUGUGCGACAGGCGCUUUGGCCGCCGGCGGGAGCACGUCGGCGGCCGGCCCUUCCCCUGCCCCGAGUGAGGGAAGCGCCUCAGCCGCAAGUCGAAACUGGCGGCCCAUAUCCCGGCGCACCCGGGCGAGCGGCCCUGUGCCCACUGCGGGCAGCACUUCAUCAAGAAGGCCAACCUGGAGUGACACCAGCAGGCCCACAGAGCGGCGGUGGGAGAGGAGGUCAAAGGGCACGGAGACCGGGCAGAGCAAUCUGGAUGCGAUCGCCCCGGGCAGCCGCCCGCUAUCGGUGCUGCUUCCCGAAUCCCAGAGGUCCAACCGGCCGGUCCCGCCGGGGACACUCGCCUCGCUGGGACUGACCUUCCGGAGACAACGGAGAGCCUCCAAAAGCCCUGCAAGGCCACCCAUCCGACCGAGACACCCCUCCCCAGUGCGGCUUUCCACCCCGGCUGCGAUACCAGAGGGAAGCGAGCCCGGGAGGGAAUGUCAACAGCCGCCAGGAAUCGGAGCAGGACGGAGAGCAGCCGAGAGGAACAGGUCAGAGGUCGGGGGAACCGGCCCGGGCCGUUUGGAAGCUGCGACGGGAUCCCGGGUUGUCUGUGCUCGGCGACACCCCCCACAUCUCCGGCCCACACCGAUCCUCCCUCUGUCCGGAACUGAGGACUCGCUCCUCAGCCCCGCGGGACUCCGGGCCCGACCUGACCUCCGACACCGGCCUCGGUAAAAGCAAGGGGAAAGUCGCCAGGCACAAACGCCCAAGCUUCCGAAGGACCAGAGACCACGGGUGUUGCCAUCCCAGCGUCACCUUCAGAUGAUCCAUCCCAUCUCCGACCACGGCAACGGGAUGCCCGAAGGGCCGAGCGACGUCCACCCGAAUGAUGAGGGAACUGAGGCCCAGAGAAG